AUGACUACAAGUUUCCGACACUUCCUCGGGAAGUACAAGAGCAAGUUUCGUUACUAUGUUGCAAACUCGGUCAACUUUCGCCAGAUUACACAAUUGAUACUGGUCUUGUUCUCGCUUGCCGCCAUUGUCGGCCCCAUCAUACUACUUGUGUUCGAGUAUAAGAAAAGCCCCUCGAGUCCCCUGAUCAUACUCGGGUUUUUAUCAGCUGCUAUUGCGACCUUUUUCAGUUCCUGUGUGGCUCUGUGGUGGUGGCGUUUCACUCAUCCUCCCAGGGACGACAACCAACAAGUCAUACCCUGGUCCAGAAGCGGUUCAGAGUCGAGCUCGGUCGGUCCAACUCAGGCCCAACUUGCUGCAGGACCGUCCGACACACAGGGUAUGGACUUUCCAUUGAAUCCUAUUACGGAGCAGGCUUCUUCUUCUGUCACUGCCGAAGUCAAUGUAGACGGGGUCAACCACGAAGGAAAUAAUGCGACGACGCCUUCGAAGAGUUGA
This is a messenger RNA of Colletotrichum tamarilloi, 495 nucleotides long. RefSeq lists its product as uncharacterized. The transcript has a single exon. NCBI's taxonomy places the organism in Eukaryota, Fungi, Ascomycota, Sordariomycetes, Glomerellales, Glomerellaceae. The coding region runs from base 1 to 495 and encodes 164 amino acids. The record is from RefSeq and is a predicted model, not a curated record.